This is a messenger RNA of Ceutorhynchus assimilis (cabbage seed weevil), 1642 nucleotides long. The record is from the annotation of a GenBank genome assembly. Lineage: Eukaryota; Metazoa; Arthropoda; Insecta; Coleoptera; Curculionidae.
AAAUGAGACUAAAUUGUUAGCAUUGUAAAAUUUCAAAAUUUCAAGUGAUUUCACCACAAUCAGUAAACCCAAUUUAUCGAAACAUUAUUUGUUUAAUACCAGGAAACCCAGGAUUUAAUGAUGAUAAAAAAAUCUGCUGCUGGCGGAAAGGACACAAUUAAUUUACACCACCACGCAAGGAAAAAGAAACUGUCCUCAAAAUAAAACGAUGAAAUCCGCAACAAAAUCCUCUGAUCAUGAAGUUUCACAAUCCAGCUACUCACCUCGAAGAACAUGCCCAUGUAGAAGUUCUACGCGGUCGUCUGCAAAAAUUCAUCGAGCUAAAAGUGCCAAUGGUUCUACCCAUGCCCCUUAUGCAUAUGGUAAAAUUGAAAUGCGUAGCCCAACAAGAAAUGCGAAAAUUCAAAUUUGCUCAACCAUAACAAAAACACCCUCAAGUUAUCAAAAUGUCUGUACUUUUGCUUCAGCUGAAAGUUCUGCCAAAUUGGAUAAGUUUUCUAAAAGCCUUAUGGAAACGGACAAAGUUGUUAAUGAACUGAAAGAUGAAAUUGUACAACUGCAACAUCAGCUGCAUCACGUUUUGCAAAAUCAAAUGAGGUCGUCAGGACCAAAGAUAGAAAUACCUUGCCCAAUAAAAGGGCCAUCAGUACCAGUUGAAUAUGCUAAUUAUUCAAACAUGAAAGAAUGUGAAAGGCUGAAGCGAGAAAUUGAUUGGCUAAACCGUGAAAAGGAAGCUGUGGAAGCCGAUAAAAGAAUGUUAAAAAAAUCCUGGAAUGACUUGUCAGACGCCAGAGCCAUCGUUUCUAAAUAUGAUAAGAAAGUUGACCUCCUAAAUACUGAGGUUCAUAAGACAUUGAAAGCCGUGGAGUUAGAGAGAAAAAUGUUUUGCGAAUGUAUUAAAGCAAAAGACGAAAAAAUCAGGUCUUUACAAGAGUCGCAUCUGAAAAUGGCAGGAAUGUUAGAGGAACAAAAUAGUAUUAUCAACAAUAAAGAAAUGGAGAGAGACAUGUUGUAUGUAAAUCGUACGAUUUUUAAAGAAAAUAAUGACUAUCUGAAACAGAGUAUUGUUUCAUUAAGACAUACUCUUCUAGAUUCUACAGUUGAAGUACUAACACAAAAAGGGAAUAAUAAGCAGUUGAAAAAAGAUCUUUCAGAUGCUAAUAUUGUAUGUAUGAAAUUAGUUUCAAAAACUAAAAAAGAAAAAAAAACAUAUCAAUCCCGAAUUAAAAGUAUUGAAGACGAACUAAAAGAAUCAGCGUCAAAAAUAGACCAGCUAACUGAAAAAUUAUACAAAGCUAACCAAGAAAAAAAUGGCCUGAAAAAUAAAUAUCAAGAAUUGCAAUCAACUAUCCAUCGAUACGAACGUGUUGGAAGUUCAUUUAAACAAUUAGAAUGCGAUUGCAAAAUUGAACAUGAAACUAUGUCAGACAUUCUGAAAAUGUACGAUAAAGAAAAACAAGAUAUGAAAAAACUUAUUGAAGAACUUCAUGGUGUUGUUGAACAAAAAAAUAUCACCUUAGAACGAAUUACAAAAAUUAAUAAGGAACAGGAAAGUUUAAUUAAAGAACAACAAGUAAAAGUUACAGAAUAUGAAACUGAUGGGUAGUUGCUGUUACUUAAUUUCAAUAAUUAUAACUCUUGC